Octopus bimaculoides (California two-spot octopus) is the source of this 9698-nucleotide messenger RNA. RefSeq lists its product as uncharacterized. Gene Ontology annotation, cellular component: nucleus. Lineage: Eukaryota; Metazoa; Mollusca; Cephalopoda; Octopoda; Octopodidae. The record is from RefSeq and is a predicted model, not a curated record. Gene Ontology annotation, molecular function: ATP binding; ATP hydrolysis activity.
CUCCUCCUCCCGCUCCUCCAAUUACUAAUGUCUCUAUUCAUUACAAUGGAAGACUGUGGAACAGGUCUUUGUGAAAUAUAUAAACAGCUGCGUACAUGUCUUAACCAUUGAUCUAAAUCGUAGCAGGCAAGAAAACAUAAAUCUCUCUCUCUCUCUCGGAAGAGAGAUCGGAAGAAAAGAAAGAAAAGAAAAGCCAAAAGAAACACUCGUAUGUUUUCUAAAUGUCGAUUUCAAUUACGUUAUAAAUGGCCAUGUACCCUCGUUACUAGAUUUGCUUCAAAGGGAAAUCUGAUGCCGUUUAAAGACGAAUGUUGGUGUAAAAUGAACUUUCUGCUGUCACCAUGGAAAAUGGCUGACAAUUGUUAUCAAAUACCAGUCUAAAUAAAAUAUCGGCCAAUAUGGAAACUAGUGUUGAUAAUAUAUCCAGUUGCAAUGCUUCAAUAAACCAAUUAAAUGAUCAAAUGGCAGAGGUUGAUUAUUUAGAUACUUUAAUUGCAGCUGUUACCAGCCACAAAGAAGAUACUCAAGAAAAUGAUAAUUUAACUGACAUUCAGAAUGAAGUAAAUUCUGAUAGUGAAAAACCUGAAGAUAAAAAUAUUGAAGAAAAUCUGAUUGGUAACGAUAAGAUGGAUCCAUCUUCACCCCAAGCUCAUUCAGAACAGUCUGAAGAAAGAAAUGAUGACGACGAAGAGGAGGAAGUAAAGAAAGAAGAACCUAGUACUGACAGCAAUAAAAAGAAAAAGAAACAUAAAAGAAAAAGAGUGAAGAAAGUUGAAAAUGAUGACGAUGAAUCUGACAGUGAUAUAGUGGAAUCGAAACAAUCAAAAAUUGAAAUGGAAGAUAUUAAAGACAUAAAGGAAGAAUCAGAUGUGUCCUUUACUCCAAAAGAUGAAAAUGAAAUCAAAAACGAAUCUCCAUCUUCAAGUGAAGAUAAUGCUGAUAGCGAAAGCUCAAAUUCUUCGGAUUCUGAUAGCACUAGUUCAAAUUCAUCUUCAAAUGAAGAUGGUGACUCCUCAUCGUCUUCUGGAGAUGAUGAAGAUGAGGAUGGAGACAAUGAUGACGAUGACGCUGACGAUGAUGAGGAUGAUGAUGAUGAUGAUGAUGGUGGGAAAGAUAAUGAGGAAGAGGAAACGCAAAAAGAUACAGAAAAGGUAAAAAGCAAAGAGAAGAGCUCUCGUAAAGGACGCAAGAAGAAGAAAAGUGACAGCAAUGAUGAAGAGAAACCAAAAAUUUCAUCUCGAAAACGAAAACUAACACUCAAACGUCAACGGAAGAAAGAGAAAGAAAAAACCAAAAGAAGAAAUAUUAGAAAUAUGGCAGGUGAUUUUUGUGCUCAUUUGUCGAACUCCAUAUCAUGCCGUCGUAAGGCCAUAAUUGAAAAUAAUGGUACUGAAGAAACUAACAAACAAUUUAGCAAAGAUGAUGUUAUCCUUCUUGACAGUGGAGAUGAGAACAAGAAGAAAGUGUUGACUGACAUCAUUGAACUUAGUGAUGAUGAUGAUGUUGUCAUGAUAAAAAGUGAUGAAGAGCCUGAGGAGGCAGAGGAAGAAGAAGAGGAAGAAGAUAUGGAUAAUGUUGGUACACAUAUUAACGAUGAGUUGAAUCAACCAGACGAAACCGGCAAUGUUUUAAUUAAUAUUGGUCAUCCUGAAGGUGACCCUGAUGUUUUCCUCCCUCCACACAUUGCAAGUGUUAUUAAACCACAUCAGAUUGGUGGCAUCAGAUUUUUGUAUGAUAAUGUGAUAGAAUCCCAAAGCCGAUUUAAAUCCAGCAGCGGCUUUGGCUGUAUCUUGGCUCAUAGCAUGGGCUUAGGAAAGACCAUUCAACUCAUUGGCUUUAUUGAUAUAUUUUUGCGUUUCACUGAGGCUCAAUCUGUGCUUUGCGUUGUUCCAAUUAACACCAUACAGAAUUGGUUAGCUGAAUUUAAUAUGUGGUUACCUGAAAAAUCACCCGAGGACUCUGAAGAUAAAGCUAAUCUUGAUGUCACAACAAGAAACUUCAAGCUGUUUGUUAUCAAUGAUAAUCAUAAAACAACUUUAGCUAGAGCAAAAAUACUAGAUGAAUGGAGUCGUGUAGGUGGAGUACUUUUGAUGGGAUAUGAAAUGUACAGAUUGUUGGUAACAAAAAAGUGCACUUUUGGUCCUCCCCCUUCUCGAAGGAAAAAGAAGAAUAAUGAACCGAUUGUUAUAGAUAUUGAGGAAGAAGAUAUGAAUAAAAAAUUACAUUUAGGCAUUCAAAAAGCACUUGUGAAUCCUGGACCAGAUUUGAUUGUUUGUGAUGAAGGCCAUCGCAUAAAGAACAGUUUGUCUGGAGUGGCUCAAUCAUUGAAGAACAUUAAAACAAAGAGAAGAAUUGUACUAACUGGUUACCCGCUGCAGAAUAAUUUAUUGGAGUAUUGGUGCAUGGUUGACUUUGUAAGACCUAACUAUCUAGGUACAAAAGCAGAAUUUUGUAACAUGUUUGAACGACCCAUCAUGAAUGGUCAAUGUGUUGACAGUACACGUGAGGAUGUCACUUUAAUGAGGUACAGAGCCCAUGUUCUUCACAGUUUGUUGCAAGGAUUUAUUCAGAGGAGAGGCCAUUCAGUCCUUCAGUUUAGUUUGCCCCCGAAACAAGAACAUGUCUUUACUAUCCGAAUGUCAAAUAUCCAAAGACAACUUUACAAGAAAUUUAUGGACUGCAUUUCAGAUUGUGAAAUGGGAAUGUGGGCAAGCUACAAUCCCUUGAAAGCUUUCUCUACAUGUUGUAAGAUUUGGAACCAUCCAGAUGUUAUGUGGAAAAUUAUACAACAUCAGAAAACUCUUCUUGAAGACAAUGACUUGGAUUUUGAACCUGAUGGAAAAGUUAAUGGUGUUCAGUCAGGUGGUAAAAAGAAAAACAAAACUAUUGGCAACUCUACUCGUAUGAAUGCAAAUACAAAGAAAAAAAUACUUCCUGAACCUAUUAAUAUGAAAAAUAAUGCUCAUAAAUGUUGCAGCAACAAUAGAUCAAAUACAAGUGACAAUUUGAACCUUGGUUUUCAACCAAAAGGAAUGGGAAUGAAUAGUUGUAGUGGAUCAAGGGACAACAGUUGUUGUAAUUACAGUUUAGGCCAGGAUCUAGGGCUUUGCUGUAAUUCUGGAAUGCAAUCAUGUAACAGUCCUGGAAUGAAUAAUACACCUAGUGGUAAUAAUACUUGUAAUGAUAACAGCCUUGAACAGAACAUGAGUUUUAUGAGUUCGAAGAUGAGCAAUAUGAAGGACAAUAAUAACCAGUUGAGUGCUUCCUACUUAAAUUCAACUUGCCAUAAGGAUUCUAACAGUGGUAUGAGUACCAUUAACCAAGGUUGUCAUAUGAAUAAUGAACCUCGAGGAGAUAUGGUAAGAAACCUGGAGCCAGGAGAAUGCAUGACUAGAAAUGAGUCCAGUCAGAAUAAUUGCAUUAAUAACGACCAUAUGAUUCCUGGUAGUCAUAUUGGUAUGAAUGCAAGUUGUGAUCAAACUAAUACAAGGCAUCUAAUGGACAGUGGAAGUAUGAACAGUGAAAAUCAUAUUGGGUCUUUAGGUUAUUUGAAUACACAUUCAAAUAGUGAUGCUCAUGGUUGUUUGAAUACAAGUAGACAUAAUGAUGUUAGCAAUGUUAUGAAUGCUAAUGACCAAAUGAAUUUAAACUAUGGUUUGAAUUCUGGAAGCCAUAUGAGUGGCAAUAGUAGUAUGAACAUGGUUAGUAGAGAUGUAAUAAAUUCCAAUUGUGCCAUUGGUGACUCUAGCAAUUUAAAUUCUUGCCCUCCUAGUGGUUUGAAUUUUGGCAAUCAGUCUCAUUGCUAUGAUGCCACAAAUAGCAAUCAUAACAUGGGCCUUUCCAGCUUGAAGUCUUGUGCAGCAAAUACGAAUAAUCACUUAGGUGGUAGUAGUAUGAACUACAUGAGCCAUUUGGGUCCUGAUAUCAAUGCUAGUUGUUCCUUGACAAAUGAUACCAUGAAAAAUAUAAAUAUCGAUAGCUGUGAACAAAUAACAGACAUAAAAAGUAAUGUUACUUGCCAAAUGAAUAAUAUGAAUAUAAAUCCUUGUCAAAUGAACAGUGAUAAGCAGAGUCAUUUGAACAGUAACAACUCUCUUGGUAUCGGUAACAUGCUACUGAGCAAUACAAAUCAGAACAAUCAGGAAUCAAAGGAUGACUACAACAGAGAUAUCAGUGGUCACAUCACUCCCAAUACUGGUUUGAAUAGUUGUAGUAACAACACCCAGUUAAACACAACUGCUAAAGAUUGUAAAAAUGUAAAUAUGUGCAACAAAGUUUCCCAGAACAUGAAUAUGCAGAGCACGAAUAUGUAUGGUGGCAGUAACUCAACUGCCGGUGCUCAUGUCUGCAGCCAAAGUGGAACACAAGGAAAUGUACCUACUACAAUUUCAACAACAGAGAAAAAGUUAGACAGCAAUGUCCUUUCUUUAGACUGGGUAGCGGAAAUAAUGAAAGACUACACACCAGAAUUACUGGAAAAUGGUGGUAAAAUGGUAUUGCUCUUCAACCUUAUUGAAGAAUCUUUGAAAGUUAGUGAUAAGAUGUUGGUUUUUAGUCUAUGUGGCACCUUGGGACUGGACGGCAGUACUUCUGCUGCAGAACGAGAGAAAUUGAUCAACCAGUUUAAUUCUCCUGAUAAUAAUAGAGUUUGGCUAUUUUUAUUGUCAACGAGAGCUGGAUGUCUUGGUAUAAAUCUUAUUGGAGCUAAUCGUGUUGUUAUUUUUGAUGCAUCUUGGAAUCCAUGCCACGAUUGUCAAGCUGUUUGUCGUGUUUAUCGAUAUGGACAACAGAAGCAUUCCUACAUAUACAGGCUAAUAACUGACAAUACUUUGGAGAAAAAAAUAUAUGAUAGGCAAAUAAACAAGCAAGGCAUGUCAGAUCGAGUUGUUGAUGAGCUAAAUCCAGAAAAUCAGUUCACAAGACAGCAAGUUGACAGUCUCUUACAUUAUGUUGACCAAGACUUACCUGAAGUUAAGUUGGAUAACUUUAAUAGUGAUGGCGAUUCUGUUCUGCAAUCUGUCCUUGAAAAAAAUGGAAAAUGGCUGACAAAGGAACCAUUCACUCAUGAAUCUUUGCUGUUAGACCAAAAAAGUCUACGAUUAACCAAGAAAGAAAAGCAACUUGCUAAACAGGGUUAUGUUAUGGAGAAGAAAAUGAAUUUGAAUUACAGUCGACAAUCUUAUACCAUGUAUUAUCCUAAGCCAGGGCAGUCGACACAAUAUUAUCAAGGUCCUGGGCCAUGGCCAAAUAAUAUGCAAGCAGGUGAACGACCAGUUGCAAGUGUCAAACCAAUUAUAUCAACUCCUGUACCAAUGUCACUUCCUCAAGUUAAUUUCCCACUCAAUCAGAUGUUGCGUUCUACUGUAUCAGGACAACAAGUGAAAGUAGUCAGACCAGGUGUAUCAGUACAUCAAAUUGUCACUACUACAGAUAUUAUGCUUCCUGGAUCCAAUAAUAAUUCAUCAUAUCCAGAUGUUAUCCCAGCUGGACAGCAAAUACAUGUAAUUAAAACACCGAGAGGGGUAUACAUUCGAACAAAUAAGGGCAAGAUCUUUGCUGUUCGCUCCAAACCACCAGCCACUUCAACCACAACCAGCCAAACACCUCCAACAAGUUUAUCUGAUCUUCUCUUACCACCAGCUUUACCUACAACAUCCGCCGCUACAAGUUCUGGCAACCUCACUAAUAUUGGUGUCAGUUCAAGCAAUUUAGGAUCAAACAACAAUGCUUCUGGAAAGAAUUCUCUAAGCUUUCUUGAAAGCAGACCUAAUAAUCAAAUAAUAAAUAGCAACAAUACCGAAGCGACAAAUUCUUCAAAUUACCCAGAUUAUUUAAAUUAUCUACGAUCUUUAAAACCACAGUUUCAAUCUGGAUACUUUCCUAAAGCUCUGAGUAAUAGGAAUUCCAAUGUAGGGAAUAGUAAUUUUAAUAGUAUGCUACCUCAGCAUAUGAUUCAGUCACCAUCAAGUCAACAGCUAUCUCAUUUUCCAGUUGACUCUCAAGCUUCUGAUCGCAACAAAUCUUUUCCAUCAUCCACACACCAAUUGGGUUCUCAUUCAUUGUCUCUUCCAGCUACAUCACUCCAAAAACAAAUGUCUCUGCAAAAAGAUAAUGAUAUUUGCAUCAUUAGUGAUGACGAAGGUAAAAUGGACAAUGAAUCAGAGGGAAUCAUUAAUGCUCCCACCACCUUGAAUGUGAGCAGUAGCUCUACUGACAACUGCAGCAAUACUGAUAUUCCAAAUAAAUCUUCAUCUUCAUUCAUCCAUUCACCUGCUUUAGAUUUACCUGCCAUGAUUGAUAAUAUGCCAUUGCAGACUACCACGAAUACAUCAAACAUUAAUAUUUCAUCUCAGUCACCAUAUAACUCUGAUUCAUAUGUUAGGUCAUCUCCCAAACUGGCACAAGUUGUAGAAAUGGGAAACAGUGCUAGCAAUAACAGUUGUACUGUUGAUCCCCAGCAAAUUGGCUCAAAUGACUUUUCAACCCAUUCACUUCUGCCAACGUUUUCAUCAAUUCCACAAUCUGAAAAUCACCACCAACAUCAAGGGCAUCGACAGCCUCAGAUUUCACCUAUUCCUGUUUCUAAUUCUGGGCUCUCUUCUGCCUCUAACCUGAAUAUGUCUUCUUCCAAUUUCAGUCCUUCUCUACCUAACCUUCAACAACAGAGCUUAUACAACAUACCUAAUUACAAUUAUAGCAACAUGCUAUCUCCACACAUGUUGACAAAUAAAAAGUCAGGACAAUCUCCAAUUGAAAAUUCUGGCUAUAACCCCCUCCCCACUUUCUCUCCUUCAAUUAUGAAUCAAGCACCAAUCAAUAAUAGUAAUAAUAAUAACAAUAAUAAUAAUCCUGAUAACCUGAAUCCAAGGACCAACACUUCUGAGCCCAGUCUCUCACACUCACAAACUCUUUCAUCUUUACUUUAAUCUUGAAAGUCUUAAACAAUUCUGUGUUUUUUUUCAAGCAGCUUUCACAAAUGAUAGUGUUUUCAGUUUUUAUUUACAUUCUUUUCUGCUACCCAAAUCCUUAUUUUCUUAACUUUUAUGUCAUAAUAUAACAAGAAGGAGAAAAGAGGAUAUAAAUUCCUGAAUUUCAAUUUGUAAUUGUCAGAAAUGCAUUUUGCUAUGUCAAGAUUAGAAAAGACUUGUACUGGCAAUUCUUUUCUAUGUAUUCGUAAUUUUCUAGAUGCACCUAUCAUAUGUUUCACUAACUUUGAAAUAUUUAUUGAAACAUGUCAUAUAUAAUCCACUUUUAUUCUGUUAUCUCAGUUUUAUUUCAAUUUGUUAAUUGUUUUGAUCAUUAAAGCGAAAGGUUAGUUUUUAUAAUGUGCACAAUUGCUGCUAUGUCUUCUAGGUUCAGAGAAAUGCCAAUAUACUAUGCAAGAUAGAAUAAGCACAUUAUUUUAGGUUUAGAAAAUAACCUGUCAAGUUAAGAAAAAUGUUUUAAUUUGGUUUUGUAAUUUGAAAAGGCCUCAACUGUCACCCUAAUCAAUGGAAAAGUUUCAUAUUUUGGUGGGGGUUUUUCCCUUUUUGUGUUACCCAUAGGUCUUGUUCACUUGUUUUAGAUAAAAUUUAUUAUUUGAAUAUGUAGCCAAAACUAAUGUCUUUGUAGAUACAAAAAAAGAUGUUUUGAAAUAUAUGUAAACUAAUUUUCGAAAUCUUCUAAGAAGUCUUCUAAAAUCAACACAAGCAUUAUUAUUAUUAUCAUUUAUAUUUUUCCAAAUGAUAUUGAGUAAAGAAAUAGAUCUCAUCCCUUUCUAGUUUUAUUCAUUUGAAUAAGAUCUCAUUCACUAAAAAACCUCAUAUCAGUUAUUUCAAGCUUUUGGUCAAUGAUUCCACAUGUUAUAAGUACUUUAUAGUUCCUCAGAAAUUUUAAACCUUUGAUUUCUCUUGUGUGUAUUAUUUUAAUUCUGGUGUUAUUGUUUUGUUGUUUGGCCUAGUUUUAUUUAUUGCUACCAAGUAACUAAAUUACUGGUACUUAUAUUAGUUUAUCAUUAGUUUUCUUCUUUGCUUAUUUUAAGAUGGUCAAUAAAUAUACUGUGCUUAAUCAUAUGUUUGUUAUGUGAUUGUAGAUUGCUACUGACGGUAGGUUAGGGGACAAGCAUCACAGAAUGUCUGGUUUCUGUUCUAAGCAGGUUAUAAAACAAUAAAUUAUGAAAGAAAACAUUCCAAUGUAUUUCAACAUUUUCCACAUUGAUUUUAAAAUCUGGAACUAUAUUUAGUGUUAGCUAUUUUAUGGAAAGUUAUUGCUUAAAUGGAAUCAGUAUAAAAUUAAAGGCUCCACCUUUCAGUUGUAUCCCAGUUAGCAACGUAAACUCUUUGGACAUAGGUCUUUAGACAAUAAAUGUAUUUCUUAUGGUAAUUGACCCUCAAAAGUUAUAUAAUUAUUUUAACCCUUUAGCAUUCAGAUUACUCUGUCAAAUGUAAAGCCUGUUUAAUUACAUUAUUUUGAAUUAAUUGUACAGCAUCUUGUAACUCUGAGAUUUUAAUGAUGUCCCUGUUCAUUUUUAGAAUGACUUUGUAGGGUAGGUGUGAGAGGUCAGAGCUGGCUGGUUUGAGCAUAAAACAGGAAGACAAUUUUGGCCUGAUAUGGCCGGUUUAAACACUAAAGGGUUAAUAUGUGUUAACGCUGGAUUUUAAAUGCUUUUCUAUAUAUCAUUACAGGAGCCAAAAAAGUUGAUUUUAUAGUCUGUUUUUUUCUCCUUUGUACCACUACAGUGAUAAAUUUAGUUGUUUAUGUGACUAACUCUGAGCCUUUACCCUGUCUUUCAUGUGUGUGUACACACACACACACACAAGCAUUGAGAAUUAAAAGCAUAGUUAAAGGUUCUAUCCUCAAACUUAGUGUUUACUGAUGUAAAAUCUCGUCUUCAGUCUUUUACUCUGUUUGGAAUAUGUUUUAUGUAAAAAUUGUUUGACUAUUUCAUAAACAAGUCUUUUCAAAAUGAAAUCAUGUUAAAAGAUUUGUAGAGUGAUAGAAUCUCUAUUUUAUCUUAUUGCCUUCUAUCAGUAAUUUAGAUUUCAUCUGAUUUAUUACAGGUGAAAGAUAAUCUAGUUUUCCCAUAUUGGGGAGUAAGCUGGCAUUAAGAAUUCCAUUUCUCUCUGUCAUGUGUUUUCUAUGUCAUUCCUUUUAUUUCUUAACAUGAAAAGUAUGUCUAAGUUUGACAUUUAUUUCACUGAUGAAAUUGUUAAAUAAAAUUAUGAAAUAGCAGUUUUAGCAGUAAUAUUAGAGGCUAAAUGAUACGAGUAUUGUUUUUGUUUCUAGAAAUUAAUUCGCUUCACAAAGCUUUUUUUUUUUUUUUUAUUACGGCAGCUCUAAAACUUUUUUUCCUCAUAAAUUUAUCUUUACUAAUUACUCAAAAAUAUUUUUUUGAGAUUUCUAUCUUAGAGUGGCCAGGUGAUGUUUAUGAUGCCAAUCAUUAUCUGGGAAGUCUGUGUGGGUUUUCUUAUGUUUCUGGAAAUGAUGAUGAUCUCCUUGCAGUAUUAAAAAAAUAGAAAAUUCAGUGACUGAGUAGCCAUUCUUAAAUAUUAUAGGCGCAGGAGUGGCUGUGUGGUAAGUAGCUUGCUCACCAAUCACAUGGUUCCGGGUUCAGUCCCACUGCGUGGCACCUUUGCAAGUGUCUUCUACUAUAGCCUCGGGCUGACCAAAGGCUUGCGAGUGGAUUUGGUAGACAGGAACAACCCGUUGUGUGUGCGUGU